This is a messenger RNA of Colletotrichum costaricense, 219 nucleotides long. RefSeq lists its product as uncharacterized. The transcript has a single exon. Bases 1 to 219 code for a protein of 72 amino acids. The record is from RefSeq and is a predicted model, not a curated record. Lineage: Eukaryota; Fungi; Ascomycota; Sordariomycetes; Glomerellales; Glomerellaceae.
AUGGGAAACGGAGGCGCUCAUCCCCAAACACAGGGAAUCCUAAACCUCAUUCAUCAACCCGUUCUCUUUUUCCUUCUGAGCCUCUCACUGCUCCUCAACACCCUGGAUGAAGCACAUGCCAAGAUCCUCACCAUGAUCCCGUCCCUCGCUGCUUAUCCGCCCCGGCCAUCUUCGCAUGGGUUCUUGCCUAUUGAUACUAUUCUUGGACCUGUGAGGUAG